AUGGAACUGAAGCCAGAUUGGGAACCGUUGAUUUUCCAGAAUGCAAAAACAAUCCGAUGUUUGCCAUGGAAAAUUCUGGUUAUUUUCCAUCCUCCUGACACUUCUUCUCUGGGUUUUUUCAUUCAAUGUAACGGAGACAGCGAGUCCCAAACCUGGAGCUGUUCAGCUAAAGCUACAUUGGUCCUUGUUGCUCAGCAGCCGAAUUGCAAGAACAAAGAAAUGAAAAUCCAGCAUACUUUUACCCACAAGGAGAAUGACUGGGGAUUCCAAAACUUCAUCUCAUACGAUGAUCUUUUUAAUCCAGACAAUGGGUUUGUCGCUGUACGUGAUGGAGUUGACAGCAUUUUGCUUCGUGCCCACGUCAAAGCAGAUGCUCCUCAUGGUGCUGAUUGGGAUUCCAAACGACACACAGGCUUCGUUGGAUUGAAAAAUCAAGGUGCAACGUGCUACUUGAAUUCACUGCUUCAGGCAUNGUAUUGCACCAAUAAACUCCGUCGUGCGGUUUUCUUGAUGCCGACUGAAAGUGAUGACGCACAGACAAGUGUCCCACUUGCUUUACAGCGAGUGUUUUAUGAAUUGCAGUUUAGCGACAGAGCCGUCGGCACGAAGAAAUUGACCCGCAGCUUCGGAUGGGCCACAUUAGACUCUUUUAUGCAACACGAUGCACAGGAAUUAUGUCGGGUACUCCUUGAUAAUCUGGAGAACAAAAUGAAGGGUACUUCUGUAGAAGAUGUAAUCCCUGGGUUAUUUUGCGGCAGAAUGCUUUCUUAUAUUCGCUGUUUGAAUGUACGUUACGAAUCGAAACGCGAGGAGAAGUUUUACGAUAUCCAACUCAAAGUUAAUGGAAACAGAACAAUAUAUGAUGCUUUCGAGGAAUACAUUGCUAAGGAAACCUUGACGCAAGAUAAUAAAUAUGACGCGGGCGAAUACGGUCUGCAAGAGGCAGAAAAAGGCGUCAUUUUCAUUCGCUUUCCUCCAGUGUUAUAUCUGCAGUUGAUGCGUUUUCAAUACGACUUUGUUGCCGACACCAACGUGAAGAUAAAUGAUUAUUUCAAGUUUAUGUACACCCUCGAGCUCGACCGAUUCCUUCUUCAACCCGAUCCGAAUUCUCCGGCUAACUACUUCCUGCAUGCCGUCCUCGUACAUUCUGGCGACAAUCACGCUGGGCACUACGUAGUAUACAUCAAUCCGGCUGGUAACAAUGUGUGGUAUCAGUUCGAUGAUGAUGUAGUUUCUCGAUGUUCAAUGCGGGACGCAAUAGACAUGAAUUUCGGUGGAAACGAAGAUCCGGAGAUGCGGCCGUGCACAAACGCUUAUAUGCUGGUUUAUAUCGCCGAAUCAGCGAAAUCCGACGUUUUGUGUAGAGUUCCCAGUUCAGUCAUUCCGGAGAGUUUGAAAGAGCGCUUUUUAGAAGAGCAAAAUUUGGAAGAAGCUAAACGGCUGGAAAAGGAACGCGGUCAUCUGUAUAUGGUGGUGUACCUGGUACUGGAGGAGGAUUUCUAUGGAUGGCAAGUAGGUUUCUGUUUAUUACCGUUCGCUUUGUACAAUUAA
Messenger RNA from Echinostoma caproni, 1551 nucleotides. Lineage: Eukaryota; Metazoa; Platyhelminthes; Trematoda; Plagiorchiida; Echinostomatidae. The record is from the annotation of a GenBank genome assembly.